Messenger RNA from Athalia rosae (coleseed sawfly), 1004 nucleotides. It is a transcript of the gene Hou, whose product is annotated as glucose-induced degradation protein 8 homolog. Gene Ontology annotation, cellular component: cytoplasm; nucleus. Gene Ontology annotation, molecular function: protein binding. The record is from RefSeq and is a predicted model, not a curated record. Bases 185 to 877 code for a protein of 230 amino acids. Gene Ontology annotation, biological process: proteasome-mediated ubiquitin-dependent protein catabolic process. Lineage: Eukaryota; Metazoa; Arthropoda; Insecta; Hymenoptera; Athaliidae. The transcript has 4 exons.
ACAAUGUCUGGCAUCUGCGAAAGCAGAAGAACCACAACGCGUUGACGUUUCGAAGCUAGUGACAGUGGCGAGGAUAUUUUUUUACGUUAAAUUUUUGCAAUUGUUUGAUCAUUCGCGUUGAAUUAGUCACAUUAUUGAAUAACAACGAUUCACGGAGAACUAUUACCCCAGGUUUCAGGAAGCAAUGAGUUUCCCUGACAGACAAGACGGUGUUUCUAAAGACGAUUGGGUUGCCAAACUUGAAGACGGAUCCCAUAUACAAAGAGUUUCGAUGAAUAACCUCAUCAUGAACUACCUUGUCACAGAGGGAUUCAAAGAGGCAGCGGAAAAAUUUCAACAAGAAUCCGGUGUUGGGCCGACUGUUGAACUAAAUUCACUCGAUGACCGAAUCCGUAUUAGAGAUGCCAUCCAAAAUGGCCGUAUUCAGGAAGCUACAGACUUGGUUAAUCAACUGCAUCCUGAACUUUUGGACAACGAUAGAUAUUUAUACUUCCACCUACAACAGCUGCAUCUCAUAGAAUUGAUCCGUACCGGACGGAUAGAAGAGGCGUUACAGUUUGCCCAGGAGCAAUUAAGUGAAGCUGGAGAAUCUGAUGACAAUAUAUUGAGUGAACUUGAACGCACUCUGGCACUAUUGGCCUUUGACGAACCUCACAAAAGCCCGUUCAGUGAUCUUUUACACCCAACACAUCGACAGAAAAUCGCUAGUGAAUUAAAUGCUGCAAUACUGAAGAUGGAGCACCGCGAGUCGACCAGUCCGAGAUUAAACAAUUUAUUGAAAAUGAUAUUAUGGGCUCAAGACGAACUGGACAACAAAAAAGUUAAGUAUCCAAAGAUGACUGAUUUGGGCAGUGGGACUAUCGAAAGUCCAAAGUAGCUUUAAGUAAUUGAAUAUAAUUAAGGAAACACUCGUGUGACACGUGUCAGCAAUUUGUUUAUAGAAAUAUACCCUUGAAAAUGUGAUUCUAUUAUGUCUGAGAAUAAAUGUUUAUCUUGUACGAGAA